Molecule: messenger RNA, 471 nt
Organism: Orbilia oligospora ATCC 24927
Lineage: Eukaryota; Fungi; Ascomycota; Orbiliomycetes; Orbiliales; Orbiliaceae
Exons: 1
Coding region: 1-471 (156 amino acids)
Source: RefSeq, a predicted model, not a curated record
AUGGGCUUCACCACCUACGAACCAGCUCCACAUACCGCCUACUACCACACCGGCAUUGGCGGCGCCGGCAACUAUCGCAAGCUCACCUCGGCUGAGGUUGCAGCCCCAAAAGCAAAGUCUCACGACAUCAAGCCACACGCUCGUCCAUUCUACGGUGGUCGCGGUGGUGUCGGUAACGCUCACGCAGCCUCGGAGCGUGCCAUGUUCUCCUUCGACGAAGAGCUUCAGCGCGACAAGCUAAGACGCGACUCCAUCGCUCCAAUGUAUACCGUUGGUCGUGGUGGCGCCGGAAACAUCGUUCCUCAUGAGGAGGAAGGUCACGACAGCGAGGCCGAAGAGGACAGAGUCAGCUUGGAGGGAUCAGUCCGAAGGGUCUCGGAAAGCUCGAAUCACAGCGGAUACUCGAGUCGAUCCAUAGCUUCCAAUGCCGAUAGAAUCGUCAAUAAGAUCCGAAACUUUGGACGACAUUAA